AACUACUUCUUUCCUUAUCACAUUGUCCAAAGCGGCUUCGAUAAGAACCCGCUUGUGGUCGGAAAGAUCAUCGAGUUUUGUGCGGUGUCGGGGCACGGAGACAUGAAUUACGCAGUGAGGGUUUUUAACAUGAUCGAUAAACCCGACGCGUUUAUGUGUAACACCAUGAUCAGGGGCUUCGGAAAAACUAGCCAACGACGACAGGCCAUUGACUUGUACAGAAGAAUGCAUGAAAAAGACAGUUUCACGUUCUCUUUCUUCCUCAAAAUCAUUGCUGGAUUGGGGUCAGUUGCAUUGGGAAAGCAAUUGCAUUGCACAAUCCUUAAACAUGGGCUUGAAACACAUGCUUAUGUGAGAAACUCUCUGAUUCACAUGUAUGGUAUGGUGAAGGACGUAGAAACUGCACACCAACUGUUUGAGGAAAUUCCAGAUCCAGAUUUAGUGGCUUGGAACUCUAUCAUCGACUCUCAAGUGCAUUGCCGAAACUAUAAACAAGCUCUCCACCUGUUUGCCAGAAUGCUGCAGAGUGGCGUGCUGCCCGACGACGCCACUUUCGUAGUGACCCUCUCAGCUUGUGGAGCAAUAGGAGCACUGGAUUUCGGGAGGCGAAUUCAUUCUAUCAUACGUAACACUGAGCUUGGUGGGAGUGAGAGCACAUUAGUCUCCAAUUCGCUAAUUGACAUGUAUGCAAAGUGUGGAGCUGUGGAGGAAGCCUACCACAUAUUUACUAACAUGAAAGGGAAGAAGACCGUGAUUUCAUGGAAUGUCAUGAUUCUUGGGCUUGCCUCCCACGGUAAUGGAGAAGAGGCGUUGGCGUUUUUCACGAAAAUGUUGCAGCAGAAUGUCGAGAGACCGGAUGGUGUUACAUUCUUGGGGGUGCUAAGUGCUUGUAGCCAUGGAGGAUUGGUUGAGGAAAGUAGACGGUAUAUUGAUAUUAUGGGGAGAAAGUAUAACAUUCAACCCACAAUAAAGCACUACGGGUGCAUGGUGGACCUUUUGGGUCGAGCUGGUUUAGUUGAGGAAGCAUACAAUUUGAUAAAGAGCAUGCCGGUGGAGUGCAAUGCAAUUGUAUGGAGGACUUUGUUAGUUGCAUGUCGACUUCAUGGAUGCGUUGAACUUGGUGAGAAGGUGAGAAAACAUCUGUUGGAAUUAGAACCAGACCAUAGCAGUGAUUAUGUUCUUCUUGCAAAUAUGUAUGCAAGUACGGGCCAAUGGAAUGAAAUGAGCAAAGAAAGAAGAUCAAUGCAGUUAAGGAGAGUUCAGAAACCAGAGCCUGCAAAU
This is a messenger RNA of Cajanus cajan (pigeon pea), 1281 nucleotides long. Lineage: Eukaryota; Viridiplantae; Streptophyta; Magnoliopsida; Fabales; Fabaceae. The record is from RefSeq and is a predicted model, not a curated record.